Salvelinus namaycush (lake trout) is the source of this 499-nucleotide messenger RNA. RefSeq names its product stromal cell-derived factor 1-like. NCBI's taxonomy places the organism in Eukaryota, Metazoa, Chordata, Actinopteri, Salmoniformes, Salmonidae. Gene Ontology annotation, cellular component: extracellular region. The transcript is spliced from 4 exons. The coding region runs from base 1 to 252 and encodes 83 amino acids. The record is from RefSeq and is a predicted model, not a curated record. Gene Ontology annotation, biological process: positive regulation of cell migration; immune response; defense response. Gene Ontology annotation, molecular function: chemoattractant activity; chemokine activity.
AUGUCGUUGCCGCUGAUGUCUGCUAAACCCAUCAGUCUGGUGGAGAGGUGUUGGUGUCGUUCUACAGUCAACACCGUCCCCCAGCGCAACAUCCGAGAACUGAAGUUCCUACACACACCCAACUGCCCCUUCCAAGUGAUUGCCAAGCUGAAGAACCACAAGGAGGUUUGUAUCAACCCUGAGACCAAGUGGCUGCAGCAGUACCUGAAUAACGCCCUCAACAAGAUGAAGAAAUCCAAGCAGACCAACUAGAGAGCCUGCAGGAAGACCAACAGAUAUGUAACAUGAGACGUGUAGCUUGUAAUAUGUACUCUCCCGUCACGCACGCUGAACAGCACUUAUCCAACCCACGGCUUUCCAAAACCACCACCCCUGUUACCAUCACCACCUGCACCCGUUAUAGACUCCACCCCUGCUAGUGCCAAGUGCAAUUAUAUCUGUGUGAGUGUAUGUUUUUAUCAAUUAUGUAUAUACCAUUUUUUCUUAUACUAUUUCAUCA